GCUAAAAAUGUUGAAUGUUUUAUUUAUUGUUUUUUCAAUAAUAUGGAUCACAAAUGCAGCUAAUUUAUUAGUAUUUUGGCCUUUGCCAAUUCCGAGUCACUUUUACAGCUUCAAGCCACUAUUUACAGAACUCGCGUUACAAGGUCACAAUGUAACUGUUGUCAGUCACUUCCCAGAAUCCACUCCCAUGGCUAAUUAUACGGAUAUCACAAUUAUGGACGAAACGACGAAGUACAACGAAUCAACGACAAAUAGAAUUAAUGAUAAUCUUAUGGAUGUUAUUAAUUGCAACUUUUUUCAAGUAUUGUCUAUUGGUUGGACAUUAAACAAAAGAUAUGCAGAGUCUAUACUUCAUUUAAAAAACCUUCAAAAUUUUAUAACAUCCGAGUCUUAUACGUUUGACUUGGUACUGAUCGAGUCGUUUUACCAAGAGUACACUGUGACAAUGGGUCAUAAGUUCAACGCCCCCGUCAUAUGCAUUACUUCCACACUCAUACAACCUACAAACAGUCAUUGGAUUGGUUUACCGUCGACAUUUUCCUAUUUACUGGACAUUCGUUCGCGGUCAUGUGAUCAUAAAACGUUUUAUGAUCGAUUGAAAUCAACUUAUCUGGGCUUUGUUCAAAUUUACUUAGAACGUUAUUUUUACAUACCAACGCAGGAAGAAUAUAUCAAUAAAUAUUUCAAUUAUAAAAAUCAUGAAUCUAGACCGCCCAUAGAUGUAAUGUUAUCUAACGUGUCACUAAUAUUAGUAAAUGGAGAUUUAAGUGUGGGAGCUCCAAGACCAUACUUACCAAAUGUUAUCGAAAUAGGAGGAUUACACAUAAAAGUACCUAAACAGUUGCCUAAAAGUAUAAGAACAUUUAUUGAGUCUGCUAAAAACGGAGUAAUUUUUAUUAGUUUUGGCACUUAUAUCCAUCCUUGCGAAUUCCCAAAACAUACUUUGGACGCAUUUAUUGCUGUCAUAGGUAAAUUAAAACAGAAAAUAUUAUGGAGAUGGGCAUGUAAUACAACAAAAGCGGAUCUAUUUAUAGACAAUGUAAUGCUAAAAGAAUGGUUUCCGCAGUUUGAUAUCUUAAAUCACCCAAAUGUUAAGUUAUUUAUCACUCAUGGUGGGCUACAUAGUGUUGAAGAAUCUACGUAUAAUGCAGUUCCUAUGAUUGGAGUACCAUUCUUUUCUGAUCAAUUUACGAACAUUAAGUUGGUCGAACGAAAAGGUUUUGGGAAGUUAAUAGAAGUCAACGAUAUAACUGAAAAUACAUUACAGACAAUAAUUGAUGAACUAUUGUUUAAUCCGAUAUAUAAAGAGAACGCAAUUGCGUACAGUGAAAUUUAUAAAGAUGGAUAUUUGAAACCCAUAGAUAAAGCUAUUUACUGGAUAGAAUAUAUUCUACGAAAUAAUGGAGCACCAAAUUUAAAAAGCUAUUCUAUUCAAUUAAAUUCUAUUCAAUAUUUCUUGAUUGACAUCUUAGUACUGUUUUUAAUUUGUAUAGUCUUAGUAAUAUACUUAGUUUACAAAAUGUUGUCAACAUUAAAAACGAAUAUAAUAAAGUAUACUUACAUAAGUAGGGAAAAUUAAAAUUCCCAGUAAUUUGAUACGUUUAUAGUUAUUA
Molecule: messenger RNA, 1613 nt
Organism: Sipha flava (yellow sugarcane aphid)
Lineage: Eukaryota; Metazoa; Arthropoda; Insecta; Hemiptera; Aphididae
Product: UDP-glucuronosyltransferase 2C1-like
Exons: 5
Coding region: 8-1579 (523 amino acids)
Molecular function (GO): UDP-glycosyltransferase activity
Source: RefSeq, a predicted model, not a curated record